UUUCUAUUAGUAUUUUGAAAUUUUGGUGUUGAUUAGACACCAAAAUUCUUGUUUCAAAAGUGGUUUUCGAAAUAAUUUUCACGAAAAAACGCACCAUUCACAUCCUGGACUUGAUUUUCAUGCAUCAAAAACAUCGUCCACCAUAAAGUGUCAGUGUGUUUUAUUUUGACUGGAUUUAGUUCCUUCGCCCGUUGCCCUGCGAUACAUGGAGUUCCAGUUGGACAGCGCGGAAUACUGCCAAGCCCAGCACAAAUAGAGGCUUUAUUCCUGUUUCGGCUCUGCACACUGUGUGGCCGGAGUUAGUAAUCGACGAAGUGUGAGGCAGUUCAUCACCUUCAUUACGUUAUACAUAUAUUUACAUAUAACGUUUUAUAUGUGCAUAUAUUUAUAUAGGGAUAUAUUUGUAACACGCAUAUCAAAGAAAGAAAACAUCGCGUUACCAACAACGAAUAUUUAAGUAAAAGAUAAUUGUAUAAAACUUUAAAAGUCUGAUUUUAUUUAUAAUUUACAUAUACAAAUAUAUAUAUCUAUAUAAAUAUAACUGUAUAAAGAUAUAUGAAAAAAUUUAGAAACUAAAUGAUUUCGGAGUCCCUUCGAAUGUGAAUUUAAAUAUUUUAAUCGACGUUUAGAUCAAGUUUAUUCCGCAAAAUUGAAAAUAAUCAUAUAUUUGAGAUUAAAAAAGAGCUCAAGUUUCACAAAUUGUUAUAUUAAGAAGUUUUUGUGUCGGGUUCUUGGUAACUUUGGUUAAAGAGACAGUUUUCUUUUGUGUGAAGUGUUUUUCGGUUCAUAUUAUCAUUUUCCUGUUUGAUAUAAAUGAACAACAUGCGUCAGAAGGACAUCAGACCUGCUCCGGCUCGUAUCGAGUAUAAAGGAAUGAAAUUUUUGAUAACUGACCGUCCGUCCGAUCAUAACAUUCACAAUUAUAUCAAUGAACUGAAAAAGAAUAAGGUUUUGAUCGUGGUUCGAGUGUGCGAGCCGAGCUACAAGACGGACGAACUGUCCGCUCAGGGAAUCCUUGUCAAAGAUCUGGCCUUCGAAGAUGGCACCUUCCCACCCACCACCAUAGUUGAUGAAUGGUUCUUAACACUUAAACAAAGCUAUCAAGAUGAUCCUGACGCUUGUGUGGCUGUUCAUUGUGUGGCUGGUUUGGGCCGAGCGCCCGUAUUAGUAGCUUUGGCUCUGAUUGAAUUGGGCCUAAAAUAUGAAGAAGCUGUUGAAAUGAUUCGAGACAAACGUCGAGGAGCCAUCAACGCGAAACAGCUAUCAUUUUUAGAAAAAUACCGACCAAAAUCCAGGUUGAAAUUUAAAAAUGGACACAAGAAUUCGUGCUGUGUGCAAUAAAUUCUAAUAAAACAGUAAUUAUCGAAAAAUCCAGUUAUAUCAGCAGCUUUCUGCAAAAAGUUUGUAAUGCUAUGUUUAAAUUUAAAUUGUAAUAUCACGGACAUGACAACAUCAGAAAAUUCUUGAUCUACAUUCAUUUAUCGGGAGGACUCGAAUCGACGCAGCGAACAUCGCGCCCGUUUCUCUUGUAUUCGAUUUGUUCUUACGUUGUUGUUGCUUUUCUUGUAAUCGGGCAUAAAUGCUUCGGUGAUCAGUAACGGGCGCGUUGUUGCUCACGAGUUUCUCAAUAAGUCGAAUCGGAUCCUUAGUCUUACUCAUUGCUAUUUGAAAGCAAAUUACAUCUAAGAUUUUGCAAUAGCAAUCCUUUGACCAUAGCUGACAAUUGGACUUAAAACUGUGGACUUAAUUUUAUGCAUAAUUUUAAUAAUUAAUAAAAUAGAACAUAGGUUUUAAUACAUUUUGUACUUAAGUUUAUGGUGUAACCACAAAUGAGUGAAAACUGCAUUCUAAAUACUAAGCAGUCACUGAAAUAGAUUUUUUGAUAUUGACAUAAACAUGUUAGUUGUGAAUUACAUUGUCAGAAAAUUUAGAUAAAAAAAACUUUUGAUUAAUCAAUAACAAAUAUCUAUUGACAAACUUUUGAUUAGUGUUAAGUGAUUAACAUUAUACUUUUUAAAAUUGUUUUAAAAGCUUUUAUGAGCAGUUUUGUAUAAUUUAUAGUGCAAUUAGUUGCUUAUUUUUUAAUUUUAUUUCCAUUUGUCAGAUUUGUGUUAAACCAGAUGCCACAACAGUGUUCAGCAUAUGUGCUAUGUUAGUCAAAUUUCGGGCUCUUUAUUAAUUUUAAAUAUCUGAUUAAA
Molecule: messenger RNA, 2198 nt
Organism: Ctenocephalides felis (cat flea)
Lineage: Eukaryota; Metazoa; Arthropoda; Insecta; Siphonaptera; Pulicidae
Gene: PRL-1
Product: protein tyrosine phosphatase type IVA 1
Exons: 5
Coding region: 814-1341 (175 amino acids)
Biological process (GO): protein dephosphorylation
Cellular component (GO): nucleus
Molecular function (GO): phosphatase activity
Source: RefSeq, a predicted model, not a curated record